Molecule: messenger RNA, 2076 nt
Organism: Fonsecaea multimorphosa CBS 102226
Lineage: Eukaryota; Fungi; Ascomycota; Eurotiomycetes; Chaetothyriales; Herpotrichiellaceae
Exons: 1
Coding region: 1-2076 (691 amino acids)
Source: RefSeq, a predicted model, not a curated record
AUGCCGGGUCACGUUGCACAAAUGCAAAAGCUCUUUCAAAGCGCAAAAGCUUCAUUCCGUCUUGACGUCCGGUUCGCUGCCUCUCCAGUAGGCUCCGUUGGUUCCAGAUUGCCUCCGAGUCCUGGAACUGAGCACGCCUGCGUUGCUGAUCCCGAUCUUUCCCAAGACCCUGAAAGUGAAGCUUCGCAAAAUGAAUGCAAGGAUUGGAGGUACUCCAGAGCUCCAAGGUCCAUUGCUGAAUUCGAUAUGGACGUAAGGGAACCUUUUCCUGAGGGAUCUCCGCAACUUCCAGACUUGCUCUCAGUUGAGAUGGACUGCAAGGUCUUGGCUGUUGAGCCGCCUAGCAGCGGAUUCACUUCGCCCGUUGAUGAAAAAGGCUUCGCGCCACAUCUGAAGGAUACGCCCAACCUGUCCUCAUCUCUGGCGAAAAGGGGGUCGAGAAGCUCAACCGAAAAACAUGACAACUCGUCUCCCCCAGGACAUCUUUCCACCACUGACUUGGAGCGACCAUUAACCGAGCUUCGUGUCAGUGCUGACUAUGACUUGGAUAUCGAUUCUGCAGAAGAGUCGCCCAUUAUCACUCACCUCCAACGGAAGUCGGCAGAAAUAGAAGGGCCGUACAGGGAUUCGUCAUCCAGUGCAGGGGAGGGAUUUGUCCUUUCUCCCACCGUGAAAGCUGCGGCUGACUCCGCGAAGCUGAAGCGUAGAAUGUUCAGCGACCUCUUCCCAAAACCUCCGACCCACAACGGCAGUGGUCGCUGUGCAUCUUCUUCCGGGGAAUCACAGCAUGCCGAUAUCAAACCAUGUCCGGAUCCUCUUUUGCAUGCACGCGGACCGACCGUGCUAUGCCCUGAUCCCACCGCUCAUUUCAGAUCGCUGACACCCAAUGUACCAGGACAUCAAGGUGUCCCUUCAGCUUCAAAUGCCCAAGGAAGCCAAGGACGACAAUAUGGGCUUCGUCAAGGCUUUGCUUGCCCGCCUGUCCCUUUCAGUCGCGCCAGCGCGACAGGCAGUCCAAUGCCUUUACUGAGAGCCAGAUCGCCUGCAAAGUCCCCUGGAGGAAUAGGUCACAAUGCAUGGAAUCCUCCCGCAGAAUCCUCCCAGUCUCGAUCUCAUCAUGAGCACAUUAACCGGACAUAUCUUACCACGGCCUCGGAGCAUUUCCAACCUGGUUGGUAUUAUGCCAAGGAGAGCCCUCACCCAUCACCAAGGCCCGGUCCAGCAAUGUACUCUUUCUCAACAGCAGCCGCAAAAGUCGUUGGACAAGAUCCUGCUCCUGAUUCUAGAAUUCGAGACUCGUAUAGAACAGACACUCUCACACCGCUGGCAAAGCCACCCAGCAGAUUCAGAAAGAAUGGCAUCAUUGCUCUUGCCAGAGCUCGUGGAGUCGCUAAGCACUAUGGUGAUCCUCCAUAUUCGUCGAGGCCUCCUCAGCGUCGCAUGCAGCGUGGAUGGUCACAUUUGCCGGACAAUAUGCAGUUCAGGAGUAGCCCACCAAGAUCCUCGGUGGAGUCUGCACUACGUUCACAACCGAAGAAGAGGUCGAGAGAGACAGAGACACCCAGGAGGGAGAUUCUCGAACCUGAAGAAGCAGCAACGGAAUCAAUUGACCCAAAGUUGAAACUGGAAGAAGGAGAAGAGGUCAUUGAAGUUGACGAAGAGACCCGGGCAGCAGUCCGCAUGAGCCUGUUCGGUACUCCGGCCCCAAGCGCCAGCUCUGACACCGGAAGGGGCAUGAAGGAGCUGAGCCCUAAUGUCAUGAUCUGGCGAAAAGGGGCGGGACCUCCUGUGAGCAGGAAAAAAAGACGGCCUAGCUACUGGGACGCAGAUUUAGAAGAGGUGAUGAGGAGUCCCGCAGCGAGGCAUGUGGUUUCGUCGCCGAUCAAAAAGGACGACGUGAGAUCCGAACGGGCUGAGGUUGAGUCUCAGGACGAUGGCGCCAACAAGGAGAACCAGAUGCUGCUGACCCAGGACGAUCUUGAAGACGUCUCGAGAGUGGCAGAGGGACCAACCAAUUUGGAAGAGGAUGUCUCGAUGGAAAACGAGGACUUAAGUGACGCUAUCCCUUAUUACUGA